Chelmon rostratus (copperband butterflyfish) is the source of this 8682-nucleotide messenger RNA. It is a transcript of the gene bnc2, whose product is annotated as basonuclin 2. The record is from RefSeq and is a predicted model, not a curated record. Gene Ontology annotation, biological process: regulation of DNA-templated transcription. NCBI's taxonomy places the organism in Eukaryota, Metazoa, Chordata, Actinopteri, Chaetodontiformes, Chaetodontidae. Gene Ontology annotation, cellular component: nucleus.
AUGCGCCCCUCCUCGCUAAUUCCCAUAACCCCCCCUCUUUUGUUUUACUCCAUUCUUGCUCACCUUCUCAUCGGCCCCCUCCUCACCUUCAUCCUUCCUCACCUCCAGUGCUCUGCUCAUCUUGCCCUGUCCAAGACGAGGCCCCCGAGGAAAUUCACUGCAAGCCCUCGUUUCUCUCUCUUCUUGAGAUUUAGCUCCACACACACUCCUCCGCCACCAGGGCUGCCAAGAAACCUCACACACAUCUACUCCCUCAACUCCCCUCUCACUGUUAUCCUCCUGCUCGAGAAGCAGGACCCGCACGAGACGGAAAAAAAAAGCAGCAGGACCCCAAAAGAACCCACCUUCACUGACUUUUUUUUCUCCCUUCUCUCCUCCUUCGCACUCCCACAUCCCUCCUGCCCUCCUCUCUGUCUCUCCCUCUCUCUGUGUAAGUCCACGGAGGCAGAGUUGGAUGUGAGAGGCAGUGAGUGCGACACAGUCCCACAAGAGCCCAGCACAGACCCGGAGCCGCCCAGGCCACCUCCAGCUAAGGCUAACGGACCCACAGGCACCGCUGGCGUUUGCACGAGCAUCCCCUCCAGUAGCCACAGUAGCAGCACCACCAGCAGCAGCAGCAGCAGCAGCAGAAGUGGUCUGGGUGGCAUUAGCAUCGUUAGCAGCAGCGCUGAGGGAGCAGGCGAAAGCUCCAUGCAGUUCAGCACCAGACCGCCUAGUGCUGAGCAGCCGGGCUUCAUGGGGACAUGGCAGCAGCAGAGCACUGACAGCAACCUCCUCUACAGAAUGUCCCAGCAGGGUGCUGUAACGCGGCUUCCUUUGAAGUGCGACAGGUCGACUAUGGGCCGAGACCUGGAAGAGGCCAUUCGCUGCACUCUGGUGAACUGCACAUGUGAGUGUUUCCAGCCAGGGAAGAUUCACCUACGAACAUGUGACCAGUGCAAGCACGGCUGGGUAGCUCACGCUCUGGACAAGCUCAGCACCCAGCACCUGUACCACCCGACCCAGGUGGAGAUCGUUCAGUCCAAUGUGGUGUUCGACAUCAGCAGCCUGAUGCUGUACGGCACCCAGGCCGUUCCCGUCAGGCUCAAGAUCCUUCUGGACCGCCUCUUCUCCGUGCUGAAGCAGGAAGAGGUGCUGCACAUCCUGCACGGCCUGGGCUGGACCCUCCGAGACUACGUCAGGGGCUACAUACUGCAGGAUGCUGCAGGCAAGGUGCUGGACCGCUGGACCAUCAUGUCCCGAGAAGAGGAAAUCAUCACCCUGCAGCAGUUCCUGCGCUUUGGUGAGACAAAGUCCAUUGUGGAGCUGAUGGCCAUUCAGGAGAAGGAAGGUCAGGCAGUUACAGUUCCCUCCUCCAAGACAGACUCCGGGAUUAGGACAUUCAUUGAAAGCAACAAUAGAACCCGCAGCCCGGGGCUCCUGACACAUCUGGAAAAUAGUAGCCCAUCCAGCAUUCACCAUUUCGAAAAUAUCCCCAACAGUUUAGCCUUCCUCCUGCCCUUCCAGUACAUCAACCCAGUCUCUGCCCCCAUGCUCGGCUUGCCUCCCAAUGGCCUGCCUAUGGAGCAGUCUGCUCUCCGCCUCCGGGAGCCCAGUCUGCCAAACCAAGGUGAACAGGUGGAGACCAGUGAGUCAGAAGUGUCUCUGUCACCCUUCCGUACAGGCCAGAGCCCCAGCCGUGGAACCCUGGGAGGAAUGAGCAACAACAUUGAACCCAAGACAGAACCCAACAACAGGGCAUCCCCCAUCUCACCCACACCUUCCACUCAGCAGGCUCAGCAACAACAGCAACAGCAGACACAGCUCCAGCAGCAACAGCAGCAGGGCCAACAGCAGUCCCAAAAUCAACCUCAGCAGCCCAACAGCUUGAGCGACCACCAGGUCCACCACCACUUUGUAAAGGACGAGCCCUCUAAAACCAUCACUCAUGCUUCCUUUUCCUCCAAAAUGCAUCGCAUGCGCCGCAUGGGAGCCACCUCUCGCAAGGGUCGUGUGUGCUGCAACUCUUGUGGCAAAACCUUUUAUGACAAAGGCACACUUAAGAUACAUUAUAAUGCUGUACACUUGAAGAUAAAACACCGUUGCACCAUUGAGGGCUGCAAUAUGGUCUUCAGCUCACUACGCAGCCGCAACCGCCACAGUGCCAAUCCAAAUCCACGGUUGCAUAUGCCUAUGCUGCGCAAUAACCGUGACAAGGACCUCAUCCGUGCCAAUUCAACCCCCGGUACACCUGUCAUCUCAAGCACCAAGAAUGGUGGCUUUACACUCACCAGCCCAGGAAGGCCUCCACUGGGCUUCACGACUCCACCAGUAGACCCUAUGCUUCAGUCACCCCUGCAAAGCCCAUUGGUGUUCCCCACCCUGAAGUCAGUGCAGCCAGUCCAACCAGUUCCCCCAUUCUACCGUACACUUCUGUCCCCUGCGGACCUUGUCAGCCCUCCAGUGUCACUGCCCACCAGCCCCAUCCUGCCCACAACCACCAACAGCACCACACUGAUGGACCAACAACAACAGCUCCUGGCUGCUGCAGCUGUGGCUUCACACAAUAAUGUUCACAUGUCAGAGGCGGGACCCAUGUCCCACCGCGUACAUACACAGAGUGCCAAUCACGACCUCAACACUGGCAGCAUAGACCCCACGCCUAAAAAGAAGCCACGUAAAUCUAGCAUGCCAGUGAAGAUUGAAAAGGAAGUAAUUGAUGUGGCGGAUGAAUAUGACGACAAAGAUGAUGAUGACGAUGAUAACCUCCACCACAAUCACCACCAUCACCAGUCAUCCCUUCUUCACAAUAAUAUCAAAAUGAAUGGUAACUGUAACAGCAACAACAAUAGCGGCAGUGGUACCGGGAAUCACAGUGGCGGUAGUGGGCAGCAAUCCCCUUCCCAGGAUGAGAUGAGCCCUGGCCUAGCUCUGAGAGGCAUGAUGAGACAGAGUGAAGAUGAAUGCCGGGAAGGGACUGGUAGUGACAGCAGGGGUGGAAAUGAUCUUCAAGGCUCUGGUGAACUACGUUGUAUGGACAGCUUCACCUCUGAGGAGCAGGACCAUGAGAGAGACUUUGAGAAUGAGUCUGAAACCUCCGACUCCAAGAUGUUCUACCGCGAUGAGCUGAUAGAUGUGGAAGAACAGCAAAAACACAUCAGGAGUGGAAGGGGUCUGGACAAGGAACAGGAUGAUGAGGGUGGUGAGGAAGCCCAUUUGAAAAAGGAGAUGGAAGGCAAGGGGCAUUCCUCGCCCUCCCCUCAUCAGCCCCCUAUCAAAAUCAAGGAGGAACUCAACGAUCCUACUUACGACAUGUUCUGCAUGGGCCAGUAUGGCCUCUACAACGGAGGCAUGGCCGCCGCCGCCGCCGCCGCAAGUAUGGCUGCUCUGCACGAGAGCUUCAUCUCCUCGAUGGGCUAUGGUUCCAGCCCACCCAAAUUCCCUUCUUCUCAUUCACCAGAGGGUGACCCGUGCUCAAGUCCCGACCCCAAGAUCUGCUACGUAUGUAAGAAGAGCUUCAAGAGCUCCUAUAGCAUGAAACUGCACUACAAGAAUGUGCACCUCAAAGAGAUGCAUGUGUGUACUGUGGCUGGCUGCAACGCUGCCUUCCCUUCCCGGAGGAGCCGAGACAGGCACAGCUCCAACAUCAACCUGCACCGCAAACUGCUGACCAAAGAGCUGGACGACAUUGUCCUGGACCCCCAACUCACGCCACUGCCCAAGGACCUGCGAGCCGAGUUACUGGCCAAGAUCUACGCCGGGCACCACAUGGGCUUGGACCCUAUGGCCGGGAUGGGCAUCGGAGGCGCCAGCCUCGGGCCCACUGGCCUGAACGACAGUCUCCGUUCCCCCAUGAGCAUCGAGUAUCCCCACCACCCUCUCAACCAAAACCUUAAAAACCACCACACCAACGGCUUCUCCCGGGGCCAGCCAGACGACUACAUGGUGCUGGACCUGAGCACCACAUCCAGUGUUCAAUCCGGCAGCAGUGUCCACUCCUCACACGAGUCAGAUGAGGGCAGCGAUGAAGGCAUCCUACUGGAUGACCUGGAGGAGGAGGAGGGAGAAGAGGAUGAGGAGGAGGGCAACAGCGAGGGGGAGGACUACUCCCAGCGUGCCGAGGGGCGGGCUGAAGGGGGGCAUCGGGAUGAGACUGGAGAACUAAGAGGAGUGGGACACGGCGAGGGGUUGGAUCCUUCCUCCUCACCAUUCCUCCUUUCGUCCACCGGGGGCAGUAACUGUGGCAGCGGUGGGAUCCUCUGCAACAUCUGCCACAAAAUGUACAGCAACAAAGGGACCCUGCGUGUGCACUACAAGACUGUGCACCUGCGCGAGAUGCACAAGUGCAAAAUCCCUGGUUGCAACAUGGUGUUCAGCUCUGUGCGCAGCCGUAACCGACACUCUCAGAACCCCAACCUCCAUAAAAACAUGCCCUUCUCUACAAUAAUAGACUAAAUAAUGACUUGCUACUCUACCCUGCUGUCAGCCUGCCCGCUCCUCCCUUCAUUCCUCAUCCUUAUUCCUCCUCAAAUUAGCUUUUAACCCGAGCCCAGGGCCAUCAAAUACAAGCUCAAUGCCUGUAUGCCUCCUGCCCGUCCUCUGUAAGUCAUUGCAAGACAUUUCUAUGUCCCUCUAUAAAAUCCAUCGACUCUAAAUACAGUUUAUUAUCGUGACCUUUGACUUUUCCUUCUUUGGAAGAACAGGAUGACGCUCUUCAGCAUGGAGUUUGCUUUAUAACAAAACUCCGGUUGUUUUUGUCGUAAGCCCCUCCAUCUUUUCCUUUCAAACGUCUCUCCACUUUGUUUUUCUGUCCGUCUCCAAAGAAUCUAUUCGAACUCUUAUUUGUGACUUUGCCUGCAGAAAUGAUAGUAUUGAGAAAAAAAAGAAAAAAAAAAGAAAAUCUUGUUGUAUUUGUGUAAUGAUAGCUUUUAAAUGAACCCCUUACAAAAGCAUGACAGCUUCAUUUGUAAAUAAUGUCCCAAGAGGCUUUUGGUGUAAAAGAGUUGUGUUGAUGGUUGUUUGCUUCUUUUUUCUCUCUCUUUAUGGUUUUAUGUUACAGCCCAGUACAAUACUUCCAGCUAUAGGCAAGACAGAGGUAGCAUCUUACUAGCUUGACUCAUUUAUGUUAGCUUCAAAGACACGUUUUAAACUGAGUCCUAGGAAAAAAAAGAGUAUCAUGUGGCUUGUUUUAUCUACUUGUUAGAUAUUCAGAGGUUGCCGGCAUGCUUUUUCAGGCUCCUACACUGAUAUCAUUCUCUGUAUUUCUAUUGAUUUUUUUUUUUCUGUCUGUUAUGUUUAUGAGCUUUAGUAUACCGAUUCAGUUUUUGCACUUUGCAUCUAUACAAGGGGAUGUGUAAUAUUAUUAUAAUGAGGACUUUUGCAAUGGUAAGUUUAGGUGUUGUUUGGGGUCGUUGACGGCUACAGUGCCGAGGGAAAUGACAGUACCUUCAAAAUACUUGUGCCAGUUUCUUUUGCACGUGCUCAGUUUCAAAACACAGUUUGACAACAUCCUGAGAUCUCCCCCCCGUCGCUAAACAAGGUAUUCAGAAAGCGUCUCCAAAGUGUCUCGCGUCAGAACGAGUCCGGGCGUGAAUACAAACAGCUGUUUCACAAACACUGAGGCGCUAGAUAUUGACAAAGUCUCUCUUCCUCUUUUUUGUUUAAGGAGCAAUUUUUGUACGGUUGCCUGUUCUGAUCACAAUAAUAACACCAGAGGUUUGGUGGGGUAAUCUGUGUAAAGCAUGACAUUAUUGUGACGUUUGUCAAACCAAUGUAAGAACUCAUCUUACUGAAAUAUGACUGUCCCCUGGAUUUGAAAAAAAAAAAAAAAGAUGAUAAUAGUCCUUCAACUGUGACCAAAACAACAGUGUUUGCUAAAGAAAACCCCUUUCAGUGUGACAUUGUACUUAAACCAUGCCCCAUUGGAUUAAUAUGAUGCACUUGAGUCUUAAAUCUUUUGCUGUGAUAUUUUCGGUAUCGUUUUCCGUUGCUGAGUGUCGGCUACAAGUGUGCUCUACGAAACGCUUUCGUGGCUGCCGGUUGCAGCCGUUUUUAACAUGCCCAUGACUGUCUCACGGUACAAACAUUUCCAGAAACUGGGCAAAAGUAGCCACGGGAAGGGGUAUUUAUUGGUGGGUGAUGUAUCUUCAUGGAGAUGUUUUUGUCCAGUAUGAGAAUAUUUUUUGUAAAAAGACAAAAAAUAGAGAUUGUUCCUCAGUUUGACUUCUUUAUCGAUGUAUUAGCAAUGCCAUGUGUUACUAUACAAGGAGAUCUUCUCUUCUACUUGACUGGUGCUACACACAGAGGGAAGAAUAUGCAGUGUUAUGUGGUGUGCUGUACAGUAUUCACAACACCCUACAUCCAUAACAGUGUUGAGUUCCAUUUGUUUCAUCCUUCAGCCGUUUUGCAAUAGAGACAUGACCUAUUCUAGUGGAAUACUUCAUGUCCUUUUUUUUUAAGACUCCACCUAUAUGACACAUGCAGUUUUCAGUCCUCUCUUCUCAGAGAUAAAGAGAGUGAGAAAGAGAGCUGAGGCUGAUGGAAAGGUUGCGGAGGUGGAAGGCUGACUAGGGAGGAAAGGAUGACAGCAACGAUCAUUAAAAAUGUGCUGCUUCUCCGUUACCUGGAGGCGUCCCUGCCAUUCCAGCUCCUUCUGUCUAAUAACUCACUUGUCACCUCGUUUCACUGCCAGACGCCGAGGUUGCUGACGAGACUGUGACACUGACAGGAGGAGAAAAAGAAGGAGCGAGGCUGUGUGCUCUGAACAAUUCAAUUUGACUCAUUCAAUUUAGCUGAAUUCAAUUCAGCUCGUCAUUUUCUGCGUGUGCUUAUUCUUAUUCGGGGUCGCUGAUAAUUCAAUUCCUUUCUCUCAUUCUGUUUUUUUUUUUCUUUGCAGUCAUUUAACAACCGCCUUACCCAUUUCUUCAGCCCGCCACUCACUUACCACCUCCACACCCCACAGCGCAGGUCCUACAGGGACACACACUAAUAGUGUAUGCUUAAGUUCACUGGACGGCCAUGGCAUAGGAAAAAGGGAUGGGUAAUUGCCUGUUUAUCCCAAGUGAAGGGAAAAUUGAGUACAGGAACCCCUGCCUUCUCCCAGGAGUGGGUUUCACUGAGGCGCUUGCUGCCUCGUUCGCUCAUUCAAUCCCCCCGGCCCUCGCUCUGGCAGAAAUAAAAAAGUGCUACUCCAGGAACCCUGCUGACAGCUGUCUCUCUAACACACAACCAUAGAGACGCACGCACAUGCAUGCACACGGAGGAGAGUGGCGCACACUCACAUAUGCUUCCUAGUUACAGGCCUAGAAGGAUGACAAGAACUAGACGACUUGUUAACCUUUGGUGAUGAAGGAGACGGGGGCAGAGAAAAACAGAGCGCAUUCUCCGCGCAGGAAAUGAACCUCUCCAUCCUGCAUUGAUGUCAUAGCUGCUGCCACGACAUAGAAAGCUAACAUUCCAUUAUGGAGAGCGGUGUGAGCUAGCUCUUAUUAUCGUUGUUUCAUUUAAUAAGACCGGCAAACUCACAGACCCCACGUAUCAAACGUUAUGGUAAUAUAAAUGUGCUCUGUCCAAUCGCGUCUCUGCCCUUCUUGAGCUGAAAGUUUUUUUAGACUCAAAAAAAUUCUUUAUGUCCCGUUUCUCCAUUUCUCGAGCAGCAGCUGCAGUGCAUGACCUCUCUAGAAGUGUACUGAAUAUCAUAGAAGAGAUUCUCUUACAACACCAUUCUCCUACCUCCUACGGGCUCCUUCUGAGCCCCGCAUGGUGCUGGUCAUGGCAGCAGAGCUCAGAGCUGCAAGAGGCUGGAAAGAGAGCUGAGAAAACAUGCAAACGACUGUCCAGCACGGCCAGGCAGACAGACGGCGAGAGGGAGCAGGCAGCCACGGUGGAAAGGGAUCGGGCUUAGAGAGCGGUCUGGCUGCAGCCUCGCGGCGGUCACUUAACAAGGCAGGGGAGAGAGUGAGGAACACAGGGAGAGGAGGGAGCAAGAGAGCAGCAGGGCCAGGACUCCCCAGGACUCAUCGCCAGCUUUCUUCUUGAUUGCCUGCUGGAGAGCGAUCGAGCCACCCCUCACAUUUCCACCCCUCUCCUCUGAGAAAUGACCACCAAUUUCCCCCCUCUCCUCUGAGAAAGCCCCCAAUCCAAUCUUUGUCUUUUUUUACUUCUCCAGCCACAUCGGCCCUGGUGCAUUCUGCAGCCUCGUGCCCGGGCCGCCGAUCCGCAGUCACUUAGAGCGCCUCCUCGGCCCACCAGAGUGAAUUUUUAAUAUUUGAUUAGACGAGCGUCCGGCAUCAAUUAUUCUGUAAUUCUACAUCGCACGCAGAGGGUGAAGGGUUGAAGCGUCUGACCUGUUAAUCACUGUCCGUUUUGUUCAUGUCACACAGCGAGUGAGUGAGUACGAUAGGUGCGAGCAGAGAGGAUGAGAGGAGACACUGCAUGCAAACCCGUCCAGUCGAUGUAGCUCGUGGAACAAAGUGGGAUUCAAAUGUUUGACGGGACAUCGUACAAAAUAUGCAGAUAGAAGAAAAAUACACAUCUACGUGGGUUUGUAUAGAUGCUUCAGUCUCAUGUGUUACGUUCUAAAAGAUAAUACCCUCAUUGAUUUGAACUGGAACCUGUGAAAUGUCAAUUAUCCUGAAAAAAAAAAAAUACUGUAAAUUCAUAUAAUGUUUUCCAUUGUGCCAAUUAUAUUUUACAGUCUUAAAA